GGAAGGGAAGCCGAUUGCUAUAAAGCUGUGGAGCUUGAAUGAUUGCAGAGAAAAUCACGUUAGUACAUAUGAGACCAGACAAAGAAGAGAAAAUUUGACUCAAAAUGGGUAGAGUUAAAAAAGGACAGAGAAUGAAGAGGAAAGACUUGUGUGCAAUGGUUGGUGGCAUGGAUGCUUUGGUCAGAACAAUGAGGAGUGUUAACAUUUCAAAGACAGAUACUGGUUACUCUUCAAAAAUCUGGUCUGAACUCUCUCAGAGUCUGUUUGGUGAAGAUCAUAAGAAAAACCGUCAUUGGCUAUGGGUGAUGUGGACCACAAACCGAAAUGGAGUAAAGGACUUGGUUACUAAACAACAGACAAAUGAUCCUCAGGUAAUGAAUAAUAAAGCAACUGAUUGUGAAACUGAGGAGCCAUCAGUAUUCAAGACAGACAAAAAUGAUGAAGAAAGACAGGUUACAGAAGAUGAACAACAGGAUGUGUCAUUGCAGAAUAUAGUUCAAGUGGAGGAAGCCAUCACAGAUGUUGAGGUAGAAUUAGACCAAAUUGAUGGAGAAGAUGAACAACAGAAUGUGUCAUUGCAGAGUGGCAUCCAAACUGAACAUGGAAAAAGAGGGAACACAAAACAAUGGAGAAAGAUGCCAGUGUGUUCAAAAAGGUUCAUAAUUACAGUGAACAGAAAGAAAUGGCAAACAGUUGUUCCACUGCAAGGUUCUACAAAACUGAGACAACCGUGGACCCAUGUAUUGUACAACAGUUUCAGAAAGAAAAAUCCUUGUUGUACCCUUUCCUUCAAGAGCCAGCAUAUUAAAACUCCUCACAGCCGGAAAAUUAAUAGUCCGUAUUUAAAUAUUACAGCAGUUUGUACAUUCCCUUCCUGCAGUGCAAAAUACUUCUUUAAAAGGAAAAAGGAGCCAGUGGCAGACAACCCAGUUAAGAUCUCUGUGCUACAAAAAGGACAAAUUGCACACAAAAAAAGUGAACGAAAAUUCAGACCAGCAACAAACACAAAGAAGAGGGAGAAUCGCAAGAACCUUAGACAAAGGAGUUAGCCAAUUUUCUCACAGUA
This is a messenger RNA of Tachysurus vachellii, 1066 nucleotides long. RefSeq lists its product as uncharacterized. The transcript is spliced from 2 exons. NCBI's taxonomy places the organism in Eukaryota, Metazoa, Chordata, Actinopteri, Siluriformes, Bagridae. The record is from RefSeq and is a predicted model, not a curated record. The coding region runs from base 105 to 1049 and encodes 314 amino acids.